Messenger RNA from Cuscuta europaea, 2326 nucleotides. Lineage: Eukaryota; Viridiplantae; Streptophyta; Magnoliopsida; Solanales; Convolvulaceae. The record is from the annotation of a GenBank genome assembly.
GGCUAACUGUUAUUUGUAAGUCCGUAGAAUAAUACGUAGUAUGUUUAGAGUUUAGUUUCUCUUCUAUCGUCCACGUUUUCUGAACUGCCGCCAUAUCUCAAUCUUAUUUUACUUUGCCCACCAAUUGCCUCCUUCACAUCCCAGGUGGGUGCUUUCUCUUAAAAUCGAGGUUUCUAUUUCUCAUUAAUCGGAGAUCCUAAAUGAAGGAACCAAAAUCGAGGAAGAAGCUCCAAAAAUGCGUAAUCCAAGCUGGCUAGCUGAACCUGACCUUUCUUGCUCCGGUAAUAUACACAACGACGCCAUCCAUAUUACCGUAGAGGGAUGCAUAUGUGUACAUCAACAGGUUGCGGCCUACGUACACUUCCAGGUUGCUCAAAUUUAGCCUACACUUCCAGAGAUCAGUUGGAUGCUGAGACAGAGACAAAUGCCAAUUUACACCAUGAAUUGUAUUACUUUUUGGGUUCCUCUUUGAGAUAUGUGCUUUUUCUUGAUUCUUUCUUCCAGCAGUCCAAUGUUAACAACUCUUUAUAACUGUAAGCUUUUAACUUUGCAACGGUAAGCUAGCUAAUUUAUAUUCAAACAGAUUUACAACACAUGUAACAUAAUGGAUGUAACUUUUUGCUAUUUACAUGCACUCUACAUUAGAGUAAUUGAUUGAGCUCAUGUAGUGUUACGAUUAUAAAUGUUGUUUGCUAUGCUAUUGUUAUACAAGGGUACAUUGGGAAACUUAAUUUUGUUUAUCUUACUGGAAUUCUCUUGUAAGAAAAUUACUUCCCAAGUACUUUGAAUUUAGGUUUGGCAAAGUUGAGUUAGUCGCAUGGACAAGACACCCUAAUCAUAUAUUUUUGUCAAAUCUUGAAUGUUUUUUAGCAAUACAAAUAUAUAACUUCUAAUUGUUUCUUCUCCAGGUUGUCAUUCAAUCUAUUUUUUUAUCCCGGAAUGUAAACCACUAAAGAGUGGGGUAAGUGCCGGGGAACACCUACCAAAUUUAUUAAAAGAAAUGCUAACAAUUUUUAUAGGGAUCAGAUGGAAAAUAGUGAGAGCGCCCCAUUGUUGUAACAGGCGAGGCGGACACUGUUGUCAUUCACUCUAUUAAACAAAGUAUAUUUUACGAUUUAUUUGCACUCACUGAUGGGCUUGAGGGCUGUAAUGAAACAAAUGAGAAGCUCCCUUUUACCAAACUCUUUGAUACCUCUCUCAUGAGUUUGUUGUCAAUGAUGGUACUGUAUUCACUUUUCGUACUAACAAGGAUGCUCCCACGUACAAAAUAGUUAGCUCAAAUAUUAAAUCCUUUUCUUACUACCAAGGAUGCCUCUCUCAAUCACUUUCCCCUCAUCAUAAACCAUUUUCCAAUACUUUUAUUCACUUUCCCCAUGUUUUUCCUUGCUUGUCAUGUUUUUGAUAGGUUAUAUUAGUGGUGAUUGUUUUGUUGCUACUCGUAUGUCUUCUUUGAGAUCAAUACAAGCAGCGGUAAUUUGUACAUUGUAAUGUAGCUGGAGUCACUAAUGAGUAAUAAAGGGGCAGUAGUUGAGUAGUCACUUUGUACAUACUGUUAUAGCAGUUACAAGAAUAAUUAAUAUCAUUAACAAUUGGAUAGUAACUGAGAUUAGACUAGAAGAAAAUGCAACUUAGAACUGUAAAUGUAGUGUGGUUUGUACAAAAUUUCAAGGUAGGUGGUAUCUAAGAUUUGUAGAUAACAUAUAUUACGUACAUAACAAAGCUAACUUAACUAUGUCACAAUGGAUGUGUAUUAAUAGUUACUUAUCAAGUUGCUUAAUAAUAAGAAAAAUGAAUUUUGUCAAGUGAAAAUGGUAGUUAUUAUACAGAAGAGUUAAUUGUUUUGUUUUGUUUCAGUGAGAUGGAAGCUUUGUUUCUGACAAUGUUGAAAGGGCAACGGUGGAAUGAGAAUAAGGAAUCUAAAGCAAAGAUACAUGCAUGGCAUGAUUGUGAACUACUAUCGUAUUUGACAACGUAUGGAGUUCUCAUGGUACAAAUGCGGGAUUUAAUAAGUUGUGAUAUAGAGGUCGAGAAUGUGCGCAUCUCAAAGAAGUUCUCAUGGCAGUGUCUUGAAUCAUGGUGGCUGGGAGCAGCUUCUAAAUCAACUCUUCUAGGGCUAUUAUUCUACGGGGUUAUAUGCUGGUCCAUUUGGAAGACAUAUUGCUCUCUUAACUGGGGUAAUGAGAUCGUGGAAGCAACGAUGGUCACUCCAUAUUGUAAGAAGAAAUUUGCUAAGAAAUAUAGAGGUUCAAAAUGUACUUAAAGAUUUUAAUACCAAACUUCAAUGUCAAGUUAUAUUUUGGGUCAACCCCCAACACCCUAGCCUGAA